Molecule: messenger RNA, 3104 nt
Organism: Pristis pectinata (smalltooth sawfish)
Lineage: Eukaryota; Metazoa; Chordata; Chondrichthyes; Rhinopristiformes; Pristidae
Exons: 6
Coding region: 99-1595 (498 amino acids)
Biological process (GO): response to bacterium
Source: RefSeq, a predicted model, not a curated record
CCGGGUUCAGACAGCGCCGGAGCCGUCGGCAUCAAUCAGUGGGCGCCCUCUUCCCCCAGCAACGGCGGGGAGGAGACGUUGAACAAAACCACCGGCUGAUGCAGCCACCGGUCAGAGGGCGAGUGUUUAUCGAUAAAUCAGUUCAGACACGGGCUGGUAUGAACCCUCGGCUGACGUGGAUCCUACUGAUGUGGGCCAGUUAUCCCCGCACCUCUGCCGCGAUGUCCUGGAGCUCGGCGCACGCCGGAGACACGGUAACACUGGAGUGCCGUUUGCAGGAGACAUCCGAUCUGUUGUACUGGUUCAUGCAACGUCCCGGUCAAGGACCCACCACCAUCCUGUUCCACCGCGCCUCCGCCAACUUCGUGACUUACUAUAACGGCUACGGGAGUUAUUUCACCCCCUCGUUUGACGCCAGAACCCUCAGCUCCCGACUCAGGAUUGCGAAUGUCAGUGUUUCGGACGCCGGAGUGUAUUACUGCGCCGCCCGGACCGGGGGCCACAUGAGGUUCGGGUCUGGGACUGCGCUGGCGGUGACAGGAGCUUCUGAAAAUACAAAUGAAAGAAGAAAAGCAGGAUCCAAUUGUCUUGUUACUGGAUUCACUGGAAAUGAUGUGCAGUUUAUGUGGGAUGUGACAUUGAGUAACAGGACUCUGGGUGCCCAGGGACAGACAAGGAGCUUUAACAUCAAGUGCAAUAUCAGCCUUGAGGAUGGUCGAGGAAUGAUGCAAACUUGUGAAUGCCAAACCAAGGAUGUAAAAUCAACAAAGGCCAUGUCAGGAAGCACAGACCGCCCCAAGGGCCUGAAUUUGCUGAGUUGGAGUUUAUGUGGAGUUAUUGGGCUAUUAACAAUAAUCCUGUUCUGCGUUCUCAUCUACUUCAACUGCUGCAGUGGCGAGGCUUCGAAGCAUCCAUCAGUGAACAGCCUGACUGAAACCUCACGAUUGACUGAAGUUGGUCCCAGGGGCCGGCAGUUGCCACAGGACCAGCGGUUGCCACAGCGGUUGCCACAGCGGUUGCCAAGGGACCAGCAGUUGCCAAGGGACCAGCGGUUGCCAAGGGAUCAGCAGCUGCCAAGGGACCAGCAAUUGCCAAGGGACCAGCGGUUGCCAAGGGACCAGCGGUUUCCAAGGGAUCAGCAGCUGCCAAGGGUCCAGCAGUUGCCAAGGGACCAGCAGUUGCCACGAGGCCAACGGUUGCCACAAGAACAGCGGUUGCCACGAGGCCAACGGUUGCCACAAGAACAGUGGUUGCCACGAGGGCAACAGUUGCCACAGGAACAGCGAUUCCCACGGGACCAGCAGAUGCCACGAGACCAGUGGUUGCCACGGGUUCAACGGUUGCCACAGGAACAGCGGUUGCCACGGGUCCAGCAGUUGUCACAAGACCAGCAGUUGCCACAGGAACAGCACCUGCAAACAGGUUGGCAGUUACCCAGAAAGAAGAUGCUGCCUGACUUUCUGGAUUUGUCACCAAAGCCACAAUUGGCAUCACAGGAGGGGUCUCCAUGGACACAGCAAUUGCCACAGGAAAGGCAGGUGCAUUAUUCCACCUUAAAUUUGUUAGCAAUGGACAAAAAGACAAAGAAAAGAUGAUGUUAAAUAUCUACAACAGACAUUUCUGGGACCCAUGCUCCUUGUGAUUUUUAUAAAUGAUUUGGAUGAUGAAUUGGAAGGAUGGGUUGGUAAGUUUGCAGAUGAGACGAAUGUUGGUGGCAUAGUAGAUAGCGCAAAAGGUUGUCGUUGGUUGCAACAGUAUUUAGACAGGAUUCAGAGCUGGGUGGAGAAGUGGCAGAUGGAGUUCAAUCCGCAAAAGUGGUUCAAUCCGCAGAAGUGGUUCACUUUGGAAGAACGAACUUGAAGCAGAGUACAUGGUUAACAGCAGGAUUCUUAGCAGUGUGGAGGAACAGAGAGAUCUUGGGGUCUAAGUACAUAGAUGCCUCAGGGUUGCCGUGCAUGUGGAUAGGGCAGUUAAGAAGGUGUGUGGUGUGCUGGCCUUCAUUAGCCGGGGGAUUGAGUUCAAGAGCCGAGAGGUAAUGUUGCAGCAUGCUAUAAGACUCUGGUUAGACCACACUUGGAAUAUUGUCACACAUCAUAGGAAGGAUGUGGAAGCUUUGGAGGGGGUGCAGAGGAGAUUUACAAGCUUGCUACCUGGGUUGGAGAGCAUGUCUUAUGAGGAGAGGUUGAGUGAGUUAGGGCUUUUCUCUUUGGAGCGAUGGAGGAUGAGAGCCGACUUGAUAGAGGUGUAUAAGAUUAUGAGAGGCAUAGACAGAGUGGACAGCCAGCACUUUUUUCCCAGGGCGGCAAUGGCCAAUACUAGAGAUCACCCCUUUAAGGUGCAUGGAGGAAAGUUCAGGGGAGAUGUGAGAGGCAGGUUUUUUUACACAGAGAGUGGUGAAUGCCUGGAAUACACUGCCGGGGGUGGUGCUAGGGGCCGAUAUAAUAGGGUCAUUUAAGAGACUAUUAGAUAGGCACAUGGAUGAAAGAAAAAUCGAGGGUUAUAGGAGGUGAAGUAGAGAGGGGGAUGGAUUGAAUAGGGAUAAGGUUUAUAUAGGUCAGCAGAACAUUGUGGGCUGAAGGGCCUGUACUGUGCUGUACUGUUCUAUGUUCUAUACGUUCAAUACUCUGUAUGAACUUCCUUCAGUGCGAGUUCAUACUAUUAUUUCUUAAUAGUAGAAAGAUAUCAACAUUUUAAAACUAAUAUUUCCGUUGUUCUAUCUGCAUUCUUCCACUGACCAGGUAGAGUGGCAGGAGAGGAGUCCUGUUCCCAGGUUUGGGUUACUACUUCUCUGUGACGCACACCAGUUUCCAUUUAUGAUGUGCCUUUGCUGCAGAGAAACGUUCUUCAAGGUGUGCAGAGGGUGGGCACUGAGGUUAUCAGGGAUGAUCACUGUCUCUAAAGUAAGAUCAUGGAGACUUUCAAAGGACAAAUUUGCCAAUGCACAGUAUUGGGGCGGCACGGUAGCGUAGCGGUUAGCGCGACGCUAUUACAGCACCAGCGAUCGGGGUUCGAUUCCCGUUGCUGUCUGUAAGGAGUUUGUACGUUCUCCCGUGUCUGCGUGGGUUUCCUCCGGGUGCUCCGGUUUCCUCCCACAUUCUAAAGAC